Limulus polyphemus (Atlantic horseshoe crab) is the source of this 639-nucleotide messenger RNA. Its product is annotated as dynein light chain 1, axonemal-like. Gene Ontology annotation, molecular function: protein kinase binding. The transcript is spliced from 8 exons. Gene Ontology annotation, cellular component: cytoplasm. Bases 1 to 528 code for a protein of 175 amino acids. NCBI's taxonomy places the organism in Eukaryota, Metazoa, Arthropoda, Merostomata, Xiphosura, Limulidae. The record is from RefSeq and is a predicted model, not a curated record.
AUGUACUCUUUCUUACAGGCAAAAGGAAUACCUGUGAAAGAAGCUAUCAAGAUCUGGGAAACAAAAAGUGGAAAGAAAGCUGCUGAAGCCACAGAACUAAAAUUAAUUGGGCAGCAACCUCCAAUUGAUAAAUUAGAUGCUUCAUUAUCAGCUCUUGUAAAUUGUGAAAAACUUAAGAAUUUUAUCUUUGGGAAGAAAUUGGAUAAAAUCACUAGCAGGUUUGCUCCAGAAUUUCAUUUACCUGUGGUUGUGGUUCUUCAAGUCAGAUGGAAUCCCUAUCAGGAAGCAAUAGGAGACAGCUUGGAAGAGUUAUGGAUCUCAUAUAAUUUAAUUGAAAAGCUAAAAGGAGUAAAUGCCUUAAAAAAACUGCAGGUUCUUUACAUGUCCAAUAAUCUUGUGAAAGACUGGGCUGAGUUUCAAAGACUAGCAGAACUUCCAGUGUUAGAAGAUCUAGUUUUUGUUGGUACUUUCCACAUGUUACUGUGCCUCCAUGUAACCUGCUGGGUUAGGUAUUGUUCUUUUCCCUGAAGAUUUGUGGUACGUUUUUCAUUCCUCAUAGGUAUACCCAUGUUCAGCUUGUGUGGAUGGAUUUAAUUUCUGCACUCAAUAAUUUAGGCCAUUCAUGUUUUUUCUGCUCAU